This is a messenger RNA of Monodelphis domestica (gray short-tailed opossum), 480 nucleotides long. RefSeq names its product late cornified envelope protein 3C-like. NCBI's taxonomy places the organism in Eukaryota, Metazoa, Chordata, Mammalia, Didelphimorphia, Didelphidae. Gene Ontology annotation, biological process: epidermis development. The record is from RefSeq and is a predicted model, not a curated record.
CCCAAAGAUGUCCUGCCAGCAAAACCAGCAGCAGUGCCAGCCCCCUCCUAAAUGCCAGACUCCCAAGAUUCUUCCCCAAGCUCCAUGCUCUCCUCCAAUCUCUUCCUGCAGUGGGUCCAGCUCUGGGACUUGCUCUGGGUCCAGCUCUGGAAGAGGCUGCAGCUCUAGCUCUGAGGAUGGCUGCUGUCUCUUUUCCCAUCACCACAGACGAUCCCACAGAUGUAGGCGCCAGAGUUCUGACCACUGUGAUGGUGGCAGUGGGCACAGUCAACAGUCUGGAGGUUCCUGUGGGAGCUCUGGGGGUUGCUGCUGACUCAGGAAUCAACUCUCCAUUUUUCCCCCUUCAUUCUUUGCUUAUCCUCCUCUUUGAUUUUCCUUGGGCUCUACACUGAUUGAGUAUCCUGAGGAACCUAAGGUGAUUUACAAAGAUUGUAUUAUUUUAUUUCUAAAUCCUACAUCUCAAAUUUGAAUCCAAUCAUA